Molecule: messenger RNA, 2191 nt
Organism: Trichoderma harzianum CBS 226.95
Lineage: Eukaryota; Fungi; Ascomycota; Sordariomycetes; Hypocreales; Hypocreaceae
Exons: 6
Coding region: 1-2061 (686 amino acids)
Biological process (GO): lipid homeostasis; fatty acid beta-oxidation using acyl-CoA oxidase
Cellular component (GO): peroxisome
Molecular function (GO): acyl-CoA oxidase activity; FAD binding; fatty acid binding
Source: RefSeq, a predicted model, not a curated record
AUGCAGACAGACUUUACCAGUGAACUCAAGCCUGCCAGCCCAGGCGGUAGUGUCCUGAUAGAACAAGAAAGAGCUCGUUCAUCAAUUCCUGUAGAUGCUCUCUCUGAGUUCAUCUUGGGCAAGCAAUGGCUUCAGAUGCAACGGAGUCUGUUGCCCUUGUUAAUGGACCAAAAGCUUCUCUCUAAGCGAACUCAGAUGAAUCUGUCUCGGCCUGACCGAUAUCUACUUGGUCUUGCUCGGGCAAAGCUUCUCCGACGAAUGGCUGAUCAGUAUCACUGGUCUGACGAGGAAUACGAAAUGGCCAAAUAUCUUGUUGACGACGUGUCGCCUUAUACUCUCCAUACCACGAUGUUCCGGCAAACUCUCCGAGAACAAGCUAGUGAUGAGCAGCAGCAGUACUGGCUUCCUAAGCACGGCCGAUGGGAGGUGAUUGGGGCUUAUGCACAGACAGAAAUGGGUCACGGGAGCAAUGUCCGAGGUAUCGAAACUGAAGCUCGAUGGGACCCGGCGACUAAAUCAUUCAACCUUCAUAGCCCGACAUUGACAGCGAGUAAAUGGUGGAAUGGGUCAUUAGGCCGCACGGCUACUCAUGCAAUUGUAGUAGCCCAGCUGCUCAUUCCCAAGAAAACUGCUGCCAAGGAUCCAGUGGAAUACGACAGAUUGGGCCCUCAUCAUUUUGUUGUACAAGUUCGAGACAAGGUGACACAUCAGCCUUUGGAUGGAAUUGUGGUCGGAGAUAUAGGGCCAAAAUAUGGCUACGCACCCAUGGACAAUGCGUUUAUGCUCUUCAAGCAUCACAGAAUCCCACAUGAUGCCAUGUUAAGUCGAUAUGCCAAAUUAGAUCCCGAAACUAGUGUUUACACGAAACCAGAAGCUCCUAAUAUCGUGUACGGAUCACUCACUGAGGCUCGAUCGCGAAUCGUGAAUCACGCCAGGCUGGUUCUGGCACGCGCUGUUACUGUUGCAGUCCGCUACACUACGAUCAGACGACAGUUCAAAGAUAAAGACGACCAUUCGGAAGCGCCUGAAACUUCUGUUAUCGACUAUUCAACGGUGCAGAUCCGUAUCCUGCCGCUGCUUGCCACCGUAUUCGCUUUGCAUUUCACAGGCCAGGUCAUGAAGGAAACCUUCUUGUCCAAUCGGGAGAGAAUUGCACAGAAUGACUUUAGUGGAAUGGCAGAGCUGCACAGCCUGUCAUCUGGCCUCAAGAGCCUCUGCACUGACCUGGCAGCCAACGGUAUUGAGACUUGCAGGCGAGCAAUGGGAGGGCAUGGAUACGGAGGCUACAGUGGGCUAGUGCAACUAAAUGCUGAUUAUCUGUCGAAACCUACUGUUGAGGGAGAUAAUUGGAUGAUCACCCAGCAGGUAGCCCGAUACCUUAUGAAAGUCGCUAAGAGAAUCACAGAGAAGCGAGGAACUAAACAAGAGACAAGAGCCGAGAAAUUACUCGAAAAGUAUCAGUUGCCCCAUAAUGGAACUGGCUUCAACAUCCUGGAGGACCAUUCUGCGCUGGCGGACGCUUUCGAACAUCGAGCAGCUCGGAUGGCGUUCCAGGUCUAUGCAGAGAGAGUCAAACAAGGCCGGUCGGAGAACGAGAUGCUUAUAAAGAUGCAUCAGUUGUCACAUGCUUAUUCGUAUUCCAUUUUAGUGCGAAACUUUCAUAACCAGAUAACCAACCUGCAGGAUUUUGGACAGGAAACGAUCAAUGUGCUGUGGGACCUGUACACGCUAUUUGCGCUAUUUACGAUGCAGAACAAUGCUCUUGAGUUUAUACAAACUGAGACGGUAUCACUCGAUCAACUCAGCGCGGUGCGGGAUCGAAUUUUUGAACUGAUGAGGCGUAUACGGCCGCAUGCCGUUCGGUUGGUUGACGUGUGGGCUCUACCAGAUUAUCUUCUUGACAGCUCACUGGGUCGUUAUGAUGGUCGUGUAUAUGAGGACAUGUUUCAUCGCGCUCAUGAUCUCAACCCCUUAAACCGCAUUACCGUCAACCCCGAUUACAAAAACCCAGAGCUUGUGCUAGGCUCCGGGGAUGGCAAUGCUAUUCUAGCUAAAUUGUAGAUUUAUUUCUCGUGCUGCCAUUAUAACUGAGAGGAAAUGGAAACAUCACAGCUACCAAGUUGAGAAAGCCACUAUAAAUACUAACAGAUAGUAGAUAGUUACUAGCGCAAAAAUCGUUCCAACACUUUUC